Messenger RNA from Candidozyma haemuli, 342 nucleotides. RefSeq lists its product as uncharacterized. The coding region runs from base 1 to 342 and encodes 113 amino acids. NCBI's taxonomy places the organism in Eukaryota, Fungi, Ascomycota, Pichiomycetes, Serinales, Metschnikowiaceae. The transcript is spliced from 2 exons. The record is from RefSeq and is a predicted model, not a curated record.
AUGCACGUUAUUAAACUUGGAUCAAACUGCGGAAGAAUCGUUGGUUCGAUUCAGCUCCGACGCCCUGUUCCUCCAAAGCAAGAGAGAAUCUCGAAGUCGAGAGCCGCUAAGGCCUCCUUCAUGACUGGCUUUACCGUUGUGGUUUUCUUGGUUUGGCUCUACCACUUGUAUUGGGUCAUUAUCGCCAUCAAUGACCGCAAGUUUGGCGGCCUUCUUUGGUCCCUUUUGGUGACCGUUGGAUCUCUUGCCUUGAGUUCAUUCAUUAUGAUCAGAGUUUUGCUUUUCUUCGAGACCCGUCUUUUGAGUGACGAUAUCGAUGCUGAUCAUAAAAAGUACCUUUAA